AUGGAUGAAUGGAUGGAUGGUGAUUUGAUCCGUGAAGAACGCAGAAACGUUAAACCUUUACGUAACCAAUGGGAGAAGAGAAUGAAGAAGUAUCGGGAGGAAACUGGUUCUUCUGGUACAAACUGCCCAGUGGAUCCGAAAGAUGAUAAUGCUUUCAGUGAUGGAGACAUUUCUACAAGCAAGAAUAUCGUUUGGAGUUUUAUUGGUACCAGUUCUUUGGAUUUAACCGGAAUUAGCCCCGAGGCUUCUCAGUCAUCUUCUUUCAUUCUCAGUACUUCUAUCGAUUACGCUAAAUCUUGUUUCUCGUCCGUUUUUUUUAUCUUCUACUAUUGGAUCAUUGUCAUUGUCAUUGUCACGAAAGCUAUCCGUCUUCACUUCGUUCUACCAAUAACUUCUUUUCCAUUAUCAUCUACUUCUAACAAAAGGGAUUGUUGA
Molecule: messenger RNA, 435 nt
Organism: Loa loa (African eye worm)
Lineage: Eukaryota; Metazoa; Nematoda; Chromadorea; Rhabditida; Onchocercidae
Exons: 2
Coding region: 1-435 (144 amino acids)
Source: RefSeq, a predicted model, not a curated record